AUGGCACAUCGGAUCCCUAUCAUCCUAUGCGGCAAGACGGUAAAUAUUGGCGCGCAUGUCACGCAUCUGCUAAAACCUGAAUUUGAAGUUAUUCAUUUCAUCACAUCAACCGAGGCUGCAAAGGCUGAAUUGGCGGACCUUCUCACUGGUCAGGCGCCUAAGAUACCAAAUACUAACAACGUCGGUACCAAUGACUACAGCAAGCCACCGCAAGCCAUCGUAUUUGGCCGAGGGUAUCUGCAUACCGAAAUUGUGGAGCUCAACAAGGAACAUCGUGGAAUAAGCAGUUCUCCCGUGGCGUGGAUAGUCGGGGAUCCAGAUGUUCGAGCUCCAGCUCCACUCCCGCCAGAUUAUGCGGUACAGGCAGCGCACAAUGUUAAGAGAGCAUUCGAAAGGUGGAAAGCCGCGGGAGGUACAAGCGAAAUCAUUGUUCUAUAUUGA
This is a messenger RNA of Talaromyces proteolyticus, 441 nucleotides long. RefSeq lists its product as uncharacterized. Bases 1 to 441 code for a protein of 146 amino acids. The record is from RefSeq and is a predicted model, not a curated record. NCBI's taxonomy places the organism in Eukaryota, Fungi, Ascomycota, Eurotiomycetes, Eurotiales, Trichocomaceae. The transcript is spliced from 2 exons.